Molecule: messenger RNA, 1025 nt
Organism: Lutzomyia longipalpis
Lineage: Eukaryota; Metazoa; Arthropoda; Insecta; Diptera; Psychodidae
Product: protein KTI12 homolog
Exons: 2
Coding region: 88-984 (298 amino acids)
Source: RefSeq, a predicted model, not a curated record
ACCAUAACCUCACUUUAUUGUUUACAUAUUGUUGCGAUUUGUAACGAGAAAAAAUCAGUAAUUUUGAGUAAUUUUGAAUAAAGGAAAAUGCCUUUAAUUGUUAUGUGUGGAAUUCCGAGUAGUGGAAAAACUACUCGAGCGAAAGAGUUGGAAAAAUUCUUCAAGGAUAAGAAGAAUAUCACAGUCCACAUUGUGUCUGAGAAUCAAUGCUGCCGGGCGCACAAUUUUCUCAAAAAUGAUCUUUUUAUGGAUUCCCAGAAGGAGAAGAUUAUCCGUGCCUCGCUCAAAUCGGAAGUAGGACGACUACAGAACACCAAGGAUGUCGUUAUCUUGGACGCAGGGAACUACAUCAAGGGAUACCGCUAUGAGUUGUAUUGCCAAGCAAAAGGAGGACGUGUACCCCAGUGCACGAUCCUCUGCAACUUGCCCAUAGAAGAGGCUAAAAGUUUCAACAAGAAGCGACCGAUUGUUGAUGAGAAACUCCCAGAAUCUUCAGAAUUCAGCGACAACUCUGACGUCCAAUAUUCCGAUAAUGUCUUUGAUGCACUCUGCCAGAGAUUUGAGGAGCCUCAGGGAACAAAUCGCUGGGAUUCUCCACUUUUUGUGGCACUUGUUGAUGAAAAACUCGACUUUGAGAGUAUCUACAGUGUCCUAUUUGAAAAUAAACUCCCCACACCCAAUCAAUCAACGCAAAAUGCACCCGUCUGUCCGGCAAACUACCUCUAUGAACUUGAUCAAAUAACCCGCGGAAUCGUCAUGGAAAUUGUUGCGUUGAGAAAACAAAGUCCCGGCACAAUUUCAGUCUCAUACAAAGGAUCUGAGGAGCUGAUGGUGGAUAUUCCCCCGGAAAUCGGUGUGGCUCAAUUGCGGCGGGUUCGUCAAUUAUUCCUCAAUUACAUUAAACUCCAAUCUUCACCCCCCUCUUUGGAUACCCUGCCACAGCUCUUUGUACGUUACAUUAAUUCAAAUUACAAUGCAAGUUAAGUAUAGAAGAGUUAAAGUAAAUAAAUGAUUAAAAGAAUUAA